AAGGUAAGACUCCGUGAUCUUCUGUUCUAACGACAGUACAAAAAGACUUGGCUGAUUCUUCAAGCUGAAGGAUAAUUCAAUCAUUAAACUUCCUCUCUAUAAAAUUUCCGUUGAAGAAGAAAUCGAGAAAAUUACAUGGAAGAAGAUAGGAGAAGUAGAGGGCAUCCUCUGUUGAGAUCGAAGAAGAGACAAGGAGGAGGAGGAGGCUAUAGCCAUGGCUUCUCACAAUCUCAGAUUCAGUCUCUCGCCGUCAUCUGUCAAACACUCCUCCCUCCUCCUCCUGAGACCAGGGCGGAGCAAGAAGCUGUUGAUACCUUCGACGUAGCCUCCCGUUCUAAGCCACCUUUCACCGAUGAGGUAGCGGAGAUGAUAGCAAAGAAUGGAAGAUCAGAAGCAGUGAAGGUUUUCAAAAUCAUAUUGACGAUUCUAUCAUAUAGAUUUGGAACUUUAUUCCUUUGUGGCUCUCUCUGUCUUGAUAAGAACUGGCCUUUCGUCCUUACAUUCUCUGAGCUUCCAUUGGACAAAAGAGAAGAGAUCCUGAGGAUGUGGUCGAGACAGAGUGGCUUCUUCCUUCCUCUUCGAAUCACUUUCUUCCUUGCAAAGUUCUACACUCUCUUCUCCUUCUUCUCCCAGAGAGAUGAGAAUCUGAAGAACCCUGCAUUAGAAGCAAUAGGGUACUCCAUCGACACGACCAAUACGAGCAAAGAUUACGAGACGCCAAGACCUCUAGAGAAAGGGAUCAUUGAGACCAAGAACGAGACUGACGUUACCAUCCGACAAUCUCUAACACAAAAAGGUGUUCACGUCGCUAGAGAGGAUAACGACAAUGUCCACAGGAUCAGAUGCGAUGUAGUUAUUGUAGGCUCUGGAAGCGGAGGAGGUGUUGCAGCUGCAACACUAGCGAAAGCAGGACUCAAAGUCUUGGUUCUUGAGAAAGGAAACUACUUCACAGCUCAGGACUACUCAGGUCUAGAAGGUCCGUCUAUGCUCGAGCUAUACGAGAAAGGCGGGCUCAUGACGACGGUCGACGGGAAGUUCAUGGUCUUGGCCGGUUCAACGGUAGGUGGAGGAACAGCUGUUAACUGGUCAGCUUCUAUAAGAACACCGGAUCAUGUUCUGCAAGAAUGGUCGGAAGAGAGUAAGAUCGAGUUCUUCGGUAGCCAAGAGUAUCAGCUAGCGAUGGAUGAAGUCACUAGAAGACUCGGUGUCACGGAAAGAUGCGUCAAAGAAGGGUUACAGAACCAGGUUCUGAGAGAAGGGUGCGAGAGACUAGGGUUGAAGGUAGUUUCUGUUCCAAGAAACUCACCGGAGGAUCAUUACUGCGGUUCUUGCGGGUACGGUUGUAGAGAAGGAGGCAAGAACGGGACGGACAAGACUUGGCUUGUUGAUGCCGUGGAGAACGGUGCGGUGAUCUUGACAGGCGUCAAAGCUGAGAGAUUCGUUUUCACAGACAACACUGGCGAUGAGAGGAAGAAGAAGAAGAAACGAUGCGUGGGAGUGAUAGCGAGCUCUGUUGGAGGAAAGAUUGAGAAGAAGUUCAUGAUCGAAGCUAGGGUAACGGUUUCAUCGGCUGGUUCGUUGUUAACACCGCCUCUGAUGCGUUCAAGUGGGCUAGAGAACAGGAACAUAGGGAGGAACCUGAAGCUGCACCCUGUUCUCAUGACAUGGGGAUACUUCCCGGAGGAGAACGGUUCUGAGUUCUCUGGGAAAAUGUACGAGGGAGGGAUCAUCACAUCGGUCCAUCAUGUGCACGAUGCUGAAUCUGGUUGCAGAGCGAUACUGGAGACUCCGCUAGAAGGACCAGCUUCGUACGCGGGGCUGAGCCCGUGGAUUUCAGGAGCUGACCUUAAGGAGCGGAUGAUGAAGUACGGAAGGACAGCUCAUUUGUUUGCUCUCGUUAGGGACUAUGGCUCUGGUGAGGUUUUGAAGGAAAACGUGGUUACGUACAGGACAAGCAAGAAAGAUAGGGAGAAUCUGAGGGUAGGGCUUAGACAGGCUUUGAGGGUUUUGGUUGCAGCAGGUGCAGUUGAAGUUGGAACAUAUAGGAGUGAUGGGCAGAGGAUAAAGUGUGAAGGAAUCACAAGAGAAGCCAUGGAAGAGUUUCUAGACAGCGUUGAUGCGGUUGGUGGUGUCAGCACAAAGGGUGAGCACUGGACGACGUACUUCUCGGCUCACCAGAUGGGUAGUUGCAGGAUGGGACUCACGGCGGAGGAAGGUGCGGUGGAUGAGAAGGGUGAGAGCUGGGAAGCAGAGGGACUGUUUGUUUGUGAUGGGAGUGUGUUGCCAUCAGCUGUUGGAGUGAAUCCAAUGAUCACCAUCCAGUCUACUGCUUACUGCAUCUCCACAAGGAUAGUUGCAUCACUGACAGAAGGCAAUAACUGAAACUAUCUCAUCAUGUUCCUGAAAGAUUUUGGAUUCAUACUGAAUAAGUGAGUGUUCCUUGCAAGAAAAGAUUCUGGUGUGUUAUACACGUUUCUGCAAUGGUACGUACUAGUUACAGUUUCUUGAAGAAUUUCAAAAUUAUUAAUGACAAAUUCGAAAUCCAUAAGAACUCUUCAUCACUUUAUUUAAACAUCAUUUCACACAUGCA
This is a messenger RNA of Raphanus sativus (radish), 2590 nucleotides long. RefSeq names its product long-chain-alcohol oxidase FAO4B. The record is from RefSeq and is a predicted model, not a curated record. Lineage: Eukaryota; Viridiplantae; Streptophyta; Magnoliopsida; Brassicales; Brassicaceae. The coding region runs from base 136 to 2382 and encodes 748 amino acids. Gene Ontology annotation, molecular function: flavin adenine dinucleotide binding; long-chain-alcohol oxidase activity. The transcript has 4 exons.